Pseudomassariella vexata is the source of this 417-nucleotide messenger RNA. RefSeq lists its product as uncharacterized. The record is from RefSeq and is a predicted model, not a curated record. Lineage: Eukaryota; Fungi; Ascomycota; Sordariomycetes; Amphisphaeriales; Pseudomassariaceae. The coding region runs from base 1 to 417 and encodes 138 amino acids. The transcript has 3 exons.
AUGACGAUCAGCUAUCAGUUGCGCUUGAAUAAUAUCAAAUACCCUGACAGCAACACGUACGAGAGCCACGCCAAUUCUAUACUUUUCCUUGUCGACGCGGUUGGGCAGUUGGAUCCAACAUGUAUUUUCCAGCUGGCAACUGCAAAGGGAGUUGCCCUGGCUAUCACUGCACUGGUCGAUGCUAGACUUGACCUGUCGUUCGUAGCGGUGGCCAUACUGUCUGGCCGGGUGCGAACAACAGUAGGUCAAGUCCAGAUGUAUGAACAAGACGACAUAUGUGGUAAAGACCAACACUGCUCAAAUACUGUUGUUGUUGCUGGGUUCUUGACCGGAGGCGGCAAAAAUUUCUUUACUGCAAAACGUUGUUGGAGUUGUGACAACAUCAUCAACUACGAGAUUGUGCUUGCUAGCAGGUGA